This is a messenger RNA of Xylaria bambusicola, 702 nucleotides long. RefSeq lists its product as uncharacterized. The record is from RefSeq and is a predicted model, not a curated record. Lineage: Eukaryota; Fungi; Ascomycota; Sordariomycetes; Xylariales; Xylariaceae. The coding region runs from base 160 to 621 and encodes 153 amino acids. The transcript is spliced from 3 exons.
CAACUACAUCUCCAACUGCCACUACAGUCAUAAUGGUCUCCCUUUGCUAUAUCCUUACGGUGAAUAUGUGCCUAUCAUAAUGAGAAUACCUACUACCUAUGAGAUGGGUAUCAUCGACGCGGAUCAAGGUCCAGACAAUGAUCUCAAGCCAUUCCUUCUAUGCCCAGAGCCAUCGAGCAGCUACCACACUACCUAUUCUACAGUCCAGCCAAACAUUUUACAUCUCACUCCUUUUCACCGGGCACCAAGAUGCAGCUCACCCUUCUCGCCUUCCCCCUUUUCGCGUCGCUAGCCGCCGCGAGGCCCGCCGUUAUGCCCCCCGUUACACCCCCUCCGUCGCUGGACUGGCUGGAUAGCAAAAUUCCCGAUUGCGGCAGAGGGUGCCUCAACGACGGCCUCAAGGCAGUCGGAUGCGACACGAAGGACUACCAAUGCCGAUGCGAUAACGGCCACCAGCUCUUCAACAUUUCCCUGCCGUGCAUCGAAUCCAAUUGCACCACCAUAAAGGAGAAUGAUCGGCUAAAUGCUGCUUCAAUUACUAUAUGUGAGGAACUUGCAUGGGGGAAUAGCAGCUGGUUUAACCGGACAUUUUCCCUUUUCCCUGGUCUUCUUGACCCGUAAAAGGAGAGAAGUCAGCUACCUACCGCUAGUAUUGUUCUCUCUACAGCAUUGACCAACGACGUUAGUAUAUGAGGUUUUGGA